This is a messenger RNA of Oppiella nova, 1828 nucleotides long. The record is from the annotation of a GenBank genome assembly. NCBI's taxonomy places the organism in Eukaryota, Metazoa, Arthropoda, Arachnida, Sarcoptiformes, Oppiidae.
AGUGAUUGCAUAGCAUUGCAGUGAUUGUGUUGUGAACAAUGCAUUCACUAUAGCAGUGAACAGUUUGCCAUUGAAUCUGUGAUUGAGUUGUGUUUGUGUUUGUGUUUGUCAUUACAUGUAUUAUACUGUAGCCUACAGUGUGGCCAUCACUCACACCACUGACCACUGACCACAUCUGACAAUCACUACCACCACUACCAUCACUGUCACCAAAUCUAUUGCAUAUCUUAAUGAUUGGUCCAUAAAAUGAGAUGAGAUUUAAUGAAAUAAUCCUUUCAGUCAUAUCUGCAGUACUCAUAAGCAAUACAUUGAGAUGUGAUUCAGUGAUCACUAAUGUGUCCCAAAGUGAGCUCAUUGUGGCCCAAGUGGUGGCCAAAGACGUGGCCAAAGAGGUGGCCCAACACAACCACAUCACUCACACGGACCGCAACCAACACUUAUACUUCUGUGGGGAACCGCCACAAGUGAUGAAUGGUGUGUCAAAUCUGAUGCGCAAUCAAAAGCACAAUGUCUUCAAAGUGGGAGAGAUAGCCAUCUAUUCCUGUGAUGUGGGCUAUGAGUGGAAGUCCGGCAAACAAGAGACCCAAUGCGUGCUCAGCGACGACCCGUCACAUCCCUCUCACCCCUCGAGUCCUCGUUGGCAACCCAUUGACCUCAUCUGCGAACCUGUCAGGUGUGAAGAUCCGGGUCAUGUGGAGGACGCGACGCGCCGAGUGUUGGGUGACUUCCUGUACAACACAAACGUGAACUACGAGUGCAGAGAGGGUUUCCGUACGAUUGGGGCGCCGUUCCUGACGUGUAAAUCGGACGGCACGUGGAAUAGAGCCAAACCUAAGUGUCAGAAGAAAAGGUGUCCUCUAUUGGAAAGCCUACCGAACGGACGUAUUGUGUACAGCGAUGUUGACAGGAGGACAGACAGCAAACUGGAGUACAUGUGUAACCCUGGCUUCAAACUGAACGCCAUGAACGCCAUCAGGUAUUGCAGACAAGACGACUCGUGGAGUGAAGUGCCGGAUAUGAACGACACACUACUCGAGUGCCUUGUGGUGAGGUGUGAGCCCCCCGUCCGUCCACACAGUGGUCUUCGUGUUCUGCCCUCCCGUUCCAAAAGUGGCAACUCUUACAAACCGGGAGAUGUGAUCAUAUUCUCGUGCGAUACCAGUCAUAAGACAAAGGCCUCCUCCAAAUGCCUGGCGGACGGCCAGUGGUCUCGUGGGCCGCCCCACUGUCCCGAGAGGAGCAACUCAUGUGCAGCCAUUGGUGAGUUAGCUCACGGCUCCUACAACACGACCGCUGCCUCCAAGUUGUCGGUUGUGAAGGCCAGCACUCGACUCGACUUCUAUUGUGACGACAGCUAUAUCUUAGAGGGCUCUGCGAGUCUGACAUGUCUUUCAAGCGGUGUGUGGAACGGGACGGUCCCCAAGUGUGCCUUCGCCGGUGCCUUACGUGAUAGCCAGAGCUCUCGACUCACAAUUCUGAUCACAUCGAUCGCCGCACUGGUAGUGAUAGUCUUUGUGAUCAGUUGUGUUGUGGUGUGCCGUUGGCGCCAACAGCAGGUGCAGCGGCGCCGUUGGCAGCAAUACUUCGGUCAUUACAAUCACCGACAAAGCAAAACCAAUAUAAUGCUCAACCAAAACGAAAUGAAAUGCUUCCGACAAACGCCACCCAAACCUACAGUUCCUGUCACCGACUUGUGACUUAUUAUGUGUUUUGUUUGCAUUUCUAAUUGCAUUUCGAGAAUUUAACUAUUAUUUGUAAAUACCGUAAGUUAUAUAUUUGACAUCGUUUGCAACCAUUGAGAUAUAAAUGUCUAUUUAGCAGUUUUCUC